Glycine soja is the source of this 2119-nucleotide messenger RNA. RefSeq lists its product as uncharacterized. NCBI's taxonomy places the organism in Eukaryota, Viridiplantae, Streptophyta, Magnoliopsida, Fabales, Fabaceae. The coding region runs from base 165 to 377 and encodes 70 amino acids. The record is from RefSeq and is a predicted model, not a curated record. The transcript has 2 exons.
CAGAUCAGAAUCAUUCUUCAUUUUCCUAUUUAAUAAGCUUAGCUUACAGAUGAUCAUCACACAGCAUAUUCAUUGAAAACUGAGAGAUCGGUGAAGUAGUGAUCACUAUCUAAAACUAGUUACUAUAUUUGUUGUAAAACAAGAAGUAAUUUGUAUAGGGUGUGAUGGCAGCAGAUUGGGGCCCAGUGGUGAUAUCAGUGGUGCUGUUUGUGCUAUUAAGCCCAGGGUUACUGUUUCAGCUUCCAGCUAAGGGCAAGGUGGUGGCAUUUGGGAGCAUGCAAACUAGUGGCUUAUCCAUCUUAGUCCACACCAUCAUCUUCUUUGGACUCAUCACCAUCUUUCUACUUGCCAUUGGUGUGCAUAUUUACUCUGGAUAAUCAGUACCCCUAACAAUGUACCACUAUAUGUUGUUUUAUUCUCUAUGAUUGGUGUUUUUCUUUUUGUUCCUUUUCUAUUCUGGUUUAAAUUGUUUUGUUGUGAUGUAACUUUUAAGAUGUGAUCAAGGAUGGAUGACUUGAUUAAUUUCUUCUUUCAUUUCUCUUUCUCAUGGAAUAUUGAUCUAUGUGUUGUGCUUCUCUUUGCUCAUUUAUGUAGAAGAAUAUGCGAAUCUUCAAAGUUUUAGAGGCAAGGGUAAAAUUGGAAAACUUUUUUUUUACACCCCAAACAACAUCUUAUAAUUAUAUGUGAAAGAGUGCUAGGAACACACUCUUAACGUGCAUGAUCGUAUGUUUGUGUAGGAGAGAUAGGAUGUAAUGUAAGAUGUUGCGGUAUGAAAAAAAAUUAAAGAGUUAGGUGCAAUAUUGGAUUAGAUUUAGGAUGGAAAUUUAGCCGAGGCAGGAUCAAUUGCUUGACCUAAAUUAGCUGUUGUAAGAGUUUUUGGAUGAUGUCCGGUUCCAUAUCUCUUGGUAUUAGCUAGUUGCGUCUUGCAUGUGUUUUCUUUUUGCUGUCUGGAAUUGGAUUAUGAAAGUUAGGCAUUUAGAGUUUUACUUGUAAGGGAAUGCUAAAGUUUUUAAGCUAACAGAUUCCUAUAAACGAAGUAUAAAACGGUUAACAAAUAGUUAGGUUAAUUAAACAUGUUGAUUAGAGUUUGAAUUUUAAUCACGGAUUUGAAAAAAAAAUUGAGAGGAAAAAUCUACUUCAAUUAUCUUUUCUUUUAUAUCACACACCUAAAAGAUAAUCUCCAAUCCCACCCUUGAGUAAAAGAAUGGAGACGAUAUCAUUUUGUGUUGUUUGAGGGGGAAGUCAACUAGUCCCUAGCUAUAGGCAAAUUUUGGGAAGAAAGGGUAUUGAAGGAACGAUAUUGGUGAGACGAUACCAUUUUCUGUUGUUUGAUUUGAUGGACACAAAGAAGGAAAUAAAUGAUUAGAACCGUGUGGGUCUUACAUAACUUUCUAUGCUACGAUGAAAGGGACAACAAAAAAAAAUGCAAUUUUAUCUGUAAGACACAUGAACUUUUACCUCAUUUCUCUUCGUCCCAUCAUGUGUAAAACCAUAUAUAUUUUUCAUUUUUCUCCAAUUUUGCUUUUCAAUUCAAUCAAACAAAGAAAAUAUUCUUCCUCUUAUUUUCUUUUCAUUCUCUUUAUUUAAACAAUGUAAAUUUCUUUUCAUGGUAUCUUGAUUAUUGUUCUUCCUAUUCCUUCUGUCCUUCACUUUCUUUUCUCAUCCAGCGUGUAAGGUCAUAUUUAAGAAUUAUAAUAUCUGGCAACAGGGACAAUACAUUCAAGUACUGAAUUUGAAGAUUUUUUCCCACCUUGAAAAUAUUUUUAUUUGAAGCAAUUCUAUAUUUCAAAUUUUACAAAAGUUAUAGUAGUAAAGAUAAAUAAAAUAAUUGACAUCAAAAGGCAGUAGCUGGGAACAAGUCCUGAAUUCUUGGUGCUAGCUAAUUGUAAUAAAAAGUGAAGCCAUAUCCAUGACUCCGGCUUCUAGUGAGAGAAGUUCAUGAGCAAGCAAGCACAAAACAACUCUUGGGAGGCUCCGGCAGGAUCGGCGGUGACCGGAGCAGUUUGAAGACCAGAGCCGAGAGCUAGCAGAAAACCCUAGAUUGCUCUCAGAGGAAGAAGAAAGAGAUGUAGCAAUAAUAAUAGGUAGAAUUUAUUUGAAAAUUGGUAUUUAUAGUAAA